Messenger RNA from Cynocephalus volans (Philippine flying lemur), 1476 nucleotides. RefSeq names its product forkhead box D2 (gene FOXD2). Gene Ontology annotation, molecular function: DNA-binding transcription factor activity, RNA polymerase II-specific; RNA polymerase II cis-regulatory region sequence-specific DNA binding. The record is from RefSeq and is a predicted model, not a curated record. The coding region runs from base 1 to 1476 and encodes 491 amino acids. NCBI's taxonomy places the organism in Eukaryota, Metazoa, Chordata, Mammalia, Dermoptera, Cynocephalidae. The transcript has a single exon. Gene Ontology annotation, biological process: cell differentiation; anatomical structure morphogenesis; regulation of transcription by RNA polymerase II.
AUGACCCUGGGCAGCUGCUGCUGCGAGAUCAUGUCCUCGGAGAGCUCCCCGGCCGCACUGUCCGAGGCCGACGCAGACAUAGACGUGGUGGGCGGUGGCAGCGGUGGGGGGGAGCUCUCAUCCCGCUCCGGGCUACGCGCCCCCCGGGACGUGCUCCCCCAAGGCCACGAUCCUCCCCCGGAGGAAGCCGAGGCAGACGUAGCAGAGGACGAGGAGGAGUCGGGUGGCUGCUCGGACGGCGAGCCUCGCGCUCCAGCGCCCAGGGGGGCGGCGGUCGCAGCGGGAAGCCCAGGGCCAGGCUCGGCUGCGGCCAGGGGCGCGGCGGGGCCCGGGCCGGGACCGCCGUCGGGGGGCGCGGCGACGCGGAGCCCGCUGGUGAAGCCGCCCUACUCGUACAUCGCGCUCAUCACCAUGGCCAUCCUGCAGAGCCCCAAGAAGCGCUUGACGCUGAGCGAGAUCUGCGAGUUCAUCAGCGGCCGCUUCCCCUACUACCGGGAGAAGUUCCCCGCCUGGCAGAACAGCAUCCGCCACAACCUCUCGCUCAACGACUGCUUCGUCAAGAUCCCCCGCGAGCCGGGCAACCCGGGCAAGGGCAACUACUGGACGCUCGACCCGGAGUCGGCCGACAUGUUCGACAACGGCAGCUUCCUGCGGCGCCGCAAGCGCUUCAAGCGGCAGCCGCUACCGCCCCCGCAUCCACACCCGCACCCGCACCCGGAGCUGCUGUUGCGUGGCGGGGCCGCGGCUGCCGGGGACCCCGGCGCCUUCCUGCCCGGCUUCGCCGCUUAUGGCGCCUAUGGUUACGGCUACGGGCUGGCGCUCCCGGCCUACGGCGCACCCCCGCCGGGGCCAGCCCCGCAUCCGCAUCCACAUCCGCACGCCUUCGCUUUCGCCGCCGCAGCCGCACCUUGCCAGCUGUCGGUUCCCCCAGGCCGCGCUGCGGCGCCUCCACCCGGACCUCCGACGGCCUCGGUGUUCGCAGGCCCAGCAUCGGCUCCAGCCUCUGCGCCUGCCCCAGGGUCGGGCCCGAGCCCCGCAGGCCUGCCCGCCUUCCUGGGCGCGGAGCUGGGCUGCGCCAAAGCCUUCUACCCCGCGUCCCUGAGCCCUCCCGCAGCCGGCACCACGGCGGGUCUGUCCACCGCACUCCUGCGCCAGGGCCUCAAGACAGACGCAGGCGGUGGUGCGGGCGGCGGGGGCGCCGGGGCAGGGCAGAGGCCUUCCUUCUCUAUAGACCACAUCAUGGGCCACGGUGGCGGCGGCGCAGCACCCCCGGGAGGUGGCGAGGGCUCCCCAGGACCGCCGUUCGCGGCAGCCGCGGGUCCUGGGGGUCAGGCCCAGGUCUUGGCCAUGCUGACUGCCCCUGCCCUGGCGCCGGUGGCCAGCCACAUCCGCCUCUCGCAUCCCGGGGACGCACUCCUGCCCUCAGGGCCCCCGUUUGCAGGCAAAGUCGCUGGCCUCAGUGGCUGCCACUUCUGA